AUGUCUACCCCUGCGAAGAACCCUGCCAACACCGGCAACACCGGCGUCAAUGACUUCAACAAGCUCGCCGAGCUGAAGCCUGCCGACAUCAAGCUCCUCAUCUUGGGAACUCUGUGCGUCUCGGGCAAGAUGGACUAUGACAAGCUCGCUCGUAUCACCGGCUUGAAGAAGACCUCGGCCACUUCCAACUACAACCGCUCCAAGAAGCGCAUGUUGGACCUUGUCGGCGGGGACCUCCCUGAUGACGCCACCGAGCCCACCAACGCUCCUGAUGCCGCUGGUGCCGCUGGUGCCAAGCACCCCUCUCCUGAGGAGACCCCGACCAAGCGAUCUCCCAUCAAGCGUCGCAAGAUUGUGCGCCAGAUCGUGUCCUCCGACGCCGACGAGGAUUUCGAAGAGCAGGCAAUCCAGCGCAAGAAGGACGCUUCGCUCAAGCGUGAUGCCUCCAAGCUCGAUGACUCCAACUAG
This is a messenger RNA of Penicillium brevicompactum, 468 nucleotides long. RefSeq lists its product as uncharacterized. The record is from RefSeq and is a predicted model, not a curated record. The coding region runs from base 1 to 468 and encodes 155 amino acids. The transcript is spliced from 2 exons. Lineage: Eukaryota; Fungi; Ascomycota; Eurotiomycetes; Eurotiales; Aspergillaceae.